CUCUAAGCAAAGUUCUUCUUUCCCUCAAUUGUUAGUGUUAAAGUACCAUUUCUCUUCAAUGUGAACCCAAACAAAGUGUUGAGGUGGAAUUUCACCAGAAAAAACCUUCCCCCUUGCCAUAAUUUAUAUGCUGCACUCCCUGUUGUUGACAACGAAGUUCAUUCUGUCUUUUGUCCACCGUUGACAACAUCACCAACAACAAUAACUUUUUCUUUGAAUCAUUUUAUCAAACACCAUUCAUUUUCCAUCACAGUCUUUAUCUUUUCACCCAAAUUUUCAACAUAGUUUCCUACUUUCCUCGUACAAUAGACUAUGCUGCAACUUCAACACAAGCUCCUAGCCUUGACCCUGUUCUUGUUGUGGUCAUGGAGGAGCUUUCACGGUGCACUGGGUGACCCUCAAACGCGGUUAAUCAACAAGGGUUGCAGCCAAUACAACGCCACCACCUUGUCCACCUUCAACCAAAAUCUGAACGGGACUCUUGCGGAUUUGAAAUCGCAGGUGAGUAAUCAAAGCAAGCGUUUUGCGACGGCGCAGGAAGCAAGGGGAACGGACCCUGUUUAUGCUAUGUUUCAAUGCCGGGAUUAUCUCUCUGCAGCUGACUGCGCCGCCUGCUUCACCGUCGCCGCCGCUCAAAUCAGGAAUUGCUCAGCCGGUGCCAAUGGGGCCCGUGUCAUCUAUGAUGGUUGCUUCCUUAGGUACGAGAGCAAUGGCUUCUUCGAUCAAACCACUCUACCCGGCAACAGUAUGAUUUGCGGAAAUGAGACUGCAAAUGGAGCCUCUACUUUCACUGCAACUGCACAGCAAGUGCUACAGGAUCUACAAACAGUAACACCAAAAAUCACUGGUUUCUUUGCAGCUACCAAGACACCAGUGGCUGGUGGUGCAAUCUAUGCCAUUGCACAAUGUGCUGACACUGUCACAGAGAGUGGUUGUUUGGAUUGCUUGACAGUAGGAUUCAACAACAUACAGAGUUGUCUUCCCAAUUCAGAUGGGAGGGCAUUUGAUGCAGGGUGUUUUAUGAGAUACUCUGAGACAUCCUUCUUUGCUGAUAACCAGACCAUUGAUAUCACACCCUUCUUAAAACAAGGCGGUUCAAGCAAGAAGGGGGCUAUUAUUGGUGGUAUUGUUGGAGGUGUAGGUCUUGUUGUAAUCCUUCUUGCACUAUUUGUCUGGCUUAGAAGGUACAAGAAACCCAAUAGGCAUCCUAGAGGUGACAUAUUGGGAGCAACUGAGCUGAAAGGUCCAGUUACCUACAGGUACAAAGAUUUGAAGUCUGCAACAAAAAACUUUAGCAAUGACAAUAAACUAGGAGAAGGAGGUUUUGGAGAUGUAUAUAAGGGCACUCUAAAAAAUGGUAAAGUAGUUGCAGUCAAGAAAUUGCUAUUAGGCCAAUCCAGCAAGAUGGAUGAACAAUUUGAAAGCGAAGUGAAGCUUAUAAGUAAUGUUCAUCAUAGGAAUCUAGUUCGACUUCUUGGAUGUUGCACAAACGGCCCAGAGAGAAUCCUUGUAUAUGAAUACAUGGCCAACAACAGUCUUGACAGAUUCUUAUUUGGUGAAAGGAAGGGUUCUCUCAACUGGAAACAAAGGUAUGACAUAAUUUUAGGCACUGCAAGGGGUCUGUCCUAUCUACAUGAGGAUUUCCAUGUUUGCAUCAUACAUAGAGAUAUAAAGACCAACAAUAUCCUCUUGGAUGAUGAUUUUCAGCCUAGAAUUGCUGACUUUGGGUUGGCAAGGCUUCUACCAGAAGACCGAUCUCAUCUCAGCACAAAAUUUGCAGGAACAUUGGGAUAUACAGCUCCUGAGUAUGCACUCCAUGGUCAGUUAUCAGAGAAGGCUGAUACCUACAGCUUUGGUGUUGUAGUCCUAGAAAUCAUAAGUGGCCAAAAGAGCAGCGAAUUGAGGGAUGAUGCUGAUGGUGAAUUCCUCCUUCAAAGGGCAUGGAAACUGUAUGAGGUUGAGAGGCACUUGGAGCUAGUUGACAAGACAUUGAACUCUGAGGACUAUGAUGGUGAAGAAGUGAAAAGAAUCAUAGAGAUUGCUUUAUUAUGCACUCAAGCUUCAGCUUCUGCAAGGCCAACAAUGUCUGAAAUUGUAGUCCUUCUCAAAAGCAAGAACUUAUUGGUGCACAUGAAGCCAGCCAUGCCUGUCUUUGUCGAAUCAAACUUCAGGCCCCGGACAGACACAUCUACCUCAACUGGUUCCUCUACAUCUAAAUCUAAUGCUACUGUUUCCACUUCUGUACUAUCAGCUCGAUGAAUAUAUUGAGGAGAAAUAAAGGAUUUGAAGUUCUAAAAAAAAGAGCAUUUCUUCCAUUAUCCCUCAAAUAUGAAAGUAUAGUGUGAAAUAAUGAUUACUUGAUGGUUAUUUCAUUGAAUAGAAUCGAUGGUUUUUUCAUAACCAAGCACAUAAAAUA
This is a messenger RNA of Lotus japonicus, 2416 nucleotides long. Its product is annotated as cold-responsive protein kinase 1-like. Gene Ontology annotation, biological process: protein phosphorylation. The coding region runs from base 313 to 2259 and encodes 648 amino acids. Gene Ontology annotation, molecular function: protein kinase activity; ATP binding. The record is from RefSeq and is a predicted model, not a curated record. Lineage: Eukaryota; Viridiplantae; Streptophyta; Magnoliopsida; Fabales; Fabaceae. The transcript is spliced from 8 exons.